Messenger RNA from Penaeus chinensis, 2354 nucleotides. Its product is annotated as eukaryotic initiation factor 4A-I-like. The transcript has 9 exons. Gene Ontology annotation, molecular function: ATP binding; RNA binding; RNA helicase activity. Lineage: Eukaryota; Metazoa; Arthropoda; Malacostraca; Decapoda; Penaeidae. The coding region runs from base 111 to 1397 and encodes 428 amino acids. The record is from RefSeq and is a predicted model, not a curated record.
GCAAAUAAGGAAAAAAAAAGCGACCCAGAAGGGAUAAAUCGGGCGUAGCAAUACUCUCAUGUGGUCUACAUAUUUACGGUCCUUUGAAGGGAGUCUCUGUAACAAGCAAGAUGUCCGACAAAUACGAUCAUCAAAAGGAUGGGGACUCAAGGGAUGAAGAGUGGGGAACUGGUGGAGGCAGUGGUGGCGGCAACAAUGAUAAUAAGGAUUAUGAUGGCCCAGCCGGUAUGGAUGUUGAUGGAGUCAUCGAGUCCACAUGGACAGAGGUUGCCACAAGCUUUGAUGACAUGAACCUCAAUGAAUCCUUACUUAGAGGUAUCUAUGCUUAUGGUUUUGAGAAACCUUCAGCCAUCCAGCAACGUGCCAUUAUGCCUUGUAUCAAGGGCCACGAUGCCAUUGCCCAGGCUCAGUCUGGUACUGGCAAAACUGCUACUUUCUCCAUUGCAAUCCUUCAGAGGAUUGACUCCAAAUCCCAGGAAACCCAGGCCCUCAUCCUGGCCCCUACCCGAGAAUUGGCCCAGCAGAUUCAGAAGGUGGUGCUUGCUCUUGGCGACUACAUGAAUGUAUCUUGCCAUGCCUGUAUUGGUGGCACAAAUCUCCGUGAGGACAUGCGUCGCCUUGAGAUGGGUGUCCAGAUCAUUGUGGGUACUCCUGGCCGAGUGUACGACAUGAUCAAUCGCCGAGUCUUAAAUCCCAAGAACAUCAAGAUGUUCGUUCUUGAUGAGGCUGAUGAGAUGUUGUCGCGUGGUUUCAAGGACCAGAUCUACGAUGUCUUCCGGUUCCUCCCUAAUGAUGUGCAGGUUGUUUUGCUCUCUGCUACCAUGCCUGCUGAUGUCAUGGAUGUAACCACCAAGUUCAUGCGAAACCCAAUCACCAUCUUGGUAAAGAAGGAGGAACUGACCCUUGAAGGUAUCAAGCAGUUCUAUGUGAAUGUUGAGAAGGAAGACUGGAAGUUGGAGACCCUGUGUGAUCUGUACGAAACCCUCACCAUCACCCAAGCUGUAAUCUUCUGUAACACCCGAAGGAAGGUAGAUUGGCUUACCGACAAAAUGCACCAGCGUGACUUCACAGUGUCUGCUAUGCACGGUGACAUGGACCAGAAGGAACGUGAUGUCAUCAUGCGCGAGUUCCGCUCUGGAUCAUCCCGUGUCCUGAUCACAACUGAUCUAUUGGCCCGUGGUAUCGAUGUGCAGCAGGUGUCCCUUGUCAUUAACUAUGACCUUCCUACAAACAGGGAAAACUACAUUCAUAGGAUUGGUCGUGGUGGACGAUUCGGCCGAAAGGGUGUAGCCAUUAAUUUUGUGACUGCUGACGACGCUAGAAUUCUCCAGGACAUUGAAGAACACUACCGAACCUCUAUUGAAGAGAUGCCCAUGAAUGUUGCGGAUUUGAUUUAAACUAGGUGAGAGACUAGCAACAAUAAGGCCUCAGUUAUUGUUGCUCCAACCUGCGCUGUGUUUUGACGCCAUUUGUGCACGCUGCCUACCCCCAUUGAGAGCUGGCAUCGUGAUCUACUUGAGAGCUUGGACGCAUCUGAUCUGAGUCUUGUACAGUGUCCGAGCCCUGUCUGAACAGUGUCUCCUGGGAUCCUCAUAUCAGCCUACCACUAGAGCUUGUGGUUCCAGGUGGACAUAUUAUAUUGCCUGUAUAUUGUGAAUAUUCAGGUAUUUUCCAUGGUUUCCAGAAGUAGCUAGUUUUAGUUAUAAGAGUAAAAGGGGCUUGAGCCCUUUUAUUUUUAAUUUGUGGAAAACUUUCAUACAUAAUUGUGAAUUUAGAUAAACUAGAGGGUUUAGGCAUCAGAACCGCUCCUAGGAAGCGGCGGCAGCCUGUCCACCCCUCGGCCAACCUUCCUCUUUCCUCUCUUCUGUCUUCCUCCUUUUCUUCCUCCUCAUCCUCUUCUCUUCUUUCGAUGCUCUAUAUCUCUCUCUGUUUUCAUGUCAUCCAUGAUGAUACCAGCCUUUUACAUAUUCCUUCGUCUUGUGUUUGCUUUAAGCAUGGGAAUUGAACACAGUUAUCAUUUUAAUUACACCUAUAAUAAGUCAGAAGAUAAAAUUAAUUUUUUCAGCAAUAUUGUCACUGUAUCCUGCAUCUCUUUUAUUUGUCAGAGAAAAAUAGUAUUAGGUAUAUGGCACGGAUAUUAUAUCCAGAAAAGGCGCCGACGGAAAUCUUUGUCUAUGAUGUAUGGAACCUCUUGUGUAUUUAUUAAUAAAACUUGUAAACACCACAUCAGGACCCUUUCAUUGUUUAUCACAUUGGGAAGGGAAAAAACUUGGAGGUAAUGUAAACUUAAAUUCAUUUCUGUAUUUGCAGGUCAUGAUGCUGUGAUACACGGUCAAUAAAGCACCAAGUCACAA